Molecule: messenger RNA, 987 nt
Organism: Naegleria fowleri
Lineage: Eukaryota; Heterolobosea; Eutetramitea; Acrasida; Naegleriidae
Exons: 1
Coding region: 1-987 (328 amino acids)
Source: RefSeq, a predicted model, not a curated record
AUGCUCAAAAACAUGCUGAGGGCGUAUUUAUCGUUCUCAAACAAAUACUACGUUCCGAUCAUGUAUCGAUUUGCGUUGAAGAGAGCUCUAAAAUCGUAUCAUCACCAUGAUGGAGGAAACGAACCUAUGGAUGAACUGAUGAACAAGAAUAAUAAUGGAGCUCAAACUUGUUCCUCUUUGAAUACAUUUCGGAAUGUUGAACCGACCAACAUUGACAACACAUCAUCAUCAUCACGAAUGAAAGAGCUCAUGAACAAGAUCCAGUUGGAACAAAAUGAUAUUAUACACUCGGAAAUGACACGAAAAUUUUUACAAGAUGAAAAGGACAUGAGAAAUAUGACAGACAAGAGUUGGCUUCCACUCGUAGCUCAAUACAUUGCCUCGAAUCGAGUCCUUGCUAAAGAAUUAUUUCAAGGCGAUGAGAAAAAAGCCAUGUUGUUCAUAUAUGAUCGAGCACUAUUGCCUCCUGUAGAGAAAAUGAUGAGAAUGGUCCUCGGAGGGCAAGGACGCAAAGGCAUCGCAAGCGGAAUUAUUUUCAGAACACCAAGAGCUGGAGAAGAUGAUAAUCAAGUCGAUGUUCUGGAAUUUAUGUGGAAAAUUAUGAGUGUGGCAAACGACUUGAUCCAUGCUUGGACCUUGUCUCAUGAAAUUUAUCAUGAAACAAAGAAUGUGACAGCUUUAGAAGGGCAUAGUGAUUCCACACAUUCUGGAGAUGACAACGAGAAAAUUAGAAUCUCCACGAUCCGUGUGCAUAAUUGCAUGUUAAAUCGAUUUUUUAAAGCUCACAAUGCAUCACAUUUAAUGCCUGUCAUUUGUUCCUUUGAUACCAUAUGGGCGAGGAAUGCCUAUGAGAAUACUGGUCAUAAACUGAGGCGAAAUCAAACAUUAAGCCUUGGUGGUAAUUAUUGUGCAUUUGAUUUUUCGAAAGGUUUCGAGAAGGAGUAUGAUGUCGUGUCGGUGGAAAUUGAAAAAUUACGUAAACACUAA